Molecule: messenger RNA, 8709 nt
Organism: Brassica napus (rape)
Lineage: Eukaryota; Viridiplantae; Streptophyta; Magnoliopsida; Brassicales; Brassicaceae
Product: F-box/FBD/LRR-repeat protein At1g16930-like
Exons: 7
Coding region: 5207-6643 (478 amino acids)
Molecular function (GO): protein binding
Source: RefSeq, a predicted model, not a curated record
UAGAUCACAUGGGUAAACAAAAUACAAAAAAACCAGCAUUCUUUUGAGUAUUAACGAAACUGCCAUUGAAUUAAUUUAAAAUAUUAAUUGACUAAUAUUUUCUAAAAAAGUAGAACCCCUUUGUCGACACUUCUUCUCCUUCCUAAUCUCAGUUCUCCUUUUCUCCACAUUGAACCUCCAUCUCCGACAACCUCAUCUCAGUUGCAGUCGCCUUGCGUUUCGUUACCUCCUCUCUAAGCCGGCGUCGUCCCUGCACACGAUGAACCCUAACUCCAAACCCUAACUCCAAUUUGGAUUCGUCACAUCCGCCUCAAAAUCAAAGAAAAUUGAAAAUCAAAGAAAAUUGAAACUGAAUGGCCUCAUCUUCGGGUACCAAGAAGUAUCCUCCGCGGCUUUACGAGAUUGGUAAAACGCCUAUUCAAUCUCGGAGCAUGAACCACAUUUGUUUUCUGUCCAACCUUCAAGUAAUGAAAGAGUCUGUCGGCGAAGACGUUUGGCUUGAGUUAAGAGAAUCAGCUGUAGGCGUGAUUAUCAAGCUGAAGGAGUUGGAGUACACUUGGUCUGCAAAACAUGUUCAUUAUUUUCUGGUGAAUCCAUUGGCGAUUCAGUGCAGUCAUGAAGUUUGGUCUUUGAUAGAAGACCAGCCAUUGAGGUUCUCUCUGUAUGAGUUUGAAGAUAUUACAUGGUUAAAUUGUGAUCCCUUUGACACGCAAGAACAAUGGGAUGUGGCUCAUGAAGACUUUUGGGUGGAGAUGAAAGUUCCAAUUUCUGAAGGACCCAAGUUGAAUGAACUUCAAGCCCUUUUUCCGAUCAUCAGAAAUUGGCCUAGAGAGAAGCGUGUAAUGGUUGGCUUGUUGUGUCUACUAUCCAUUGGCAUAUUUGGCAUUUCAAGCAAUAGUAGAAUACCUCUGCAUUUGGCGAAAAGGGUGAUGGAUCCAGCAGCUUUCGAGCGCCAUCCAUGGGGUCGUGUAGCAUUUACCAGCCUUGUGGAUUCUAUUAAAGUGGUGACAUACGAAGAAAAGAAGAGUUACACACUACAUGGCUGUGUUCAUGCAUUGCUUAUUUGGAUAUACGAGUCUGUGCCAGGUUUAGGAGAGAUAUAUGGGCAUCGGAUAGAGGAAGCUGAGGUUCCGCUUCUGUCAUGGCAUGGUUCUCGUCAGCGUAUCAACUUCCCAAACUUCUGUGCACAAGAAAAGAAAAAAUAUCAGAAGAUUCGUGUAAGGCAUAUGAUUGUAAAGGCAAUGGAGGAUAGAUAUCCGAAAUGGGGCGAAGAUAAACCGCCUGAUGAUUUGGAUAACAUGAUAGUUGACAUCCUCAAUGAUCAGCUAAACGACAAGUUUUGGGAUGUAGUGCCACUUACCAAGUGCCAGAAGAGAAAAACUCAAGUCAGUGCACCUAGUGUUCCCGAAAGAGUGGAUACGAGCCCCUCCACAAAACGAAGGAAGGAGAAAGAAACUGCACCAGAAAUGGAAGAAUCUCAUACUGAUAUGCCAUCAACAACAGCAUCAUACAAAAGUUGGUUGAGGCUGUUAACAACUUGUCUGGAAGAGUAGAAACCAUGGAUGUUAGUGUAGCUGAAAGGGUUACUAAGACAUUGGAAGCUUCUGUACAAGCUCAGGUGGAAGCUAGAAUGGCUUUAUUUGAGACUGAGAUGAAGAACAAGAUGGCCAUAUUAGAGGAAGACAUAAAUGUUCUUAAAGGGAAGGAUGAAGAAAAAGUUACAUCCAAUGCCGGCAACUCCAAAGCACAUGAAGACGACGGACGCUUGUAGCAACACGAUGUCCUGGAUGGUUCAGACAAAAAAAGGUUCAGUUGAUGGUUUACCAAUACAACGUGUCGUAAAAAAGGAGAAGAAGAUUAACAAGACGAUGCCAGGGAAAAAAGUGAAGAUAGAGAAACCCUUUUCUAUCCCACAGCUAAAUGACCAAUCCAUUUCUACAGAGGAUUGGGAAAAUCAUCUAAAAUGGCAGAAAAGUGUAAAGUGUAGACUGACGUUGGAAGCACUAGCUUCAAUGUUAAAUCUUAGUAUACUAGCAAAUAGUCUAACAAAAACACAUAACCUGAUUCAAAAUAUAUUACCUCCAACACCUUCUCUACACCUCGAGUAAGAGAGGUUUUCAUCAACUCAGCGUCAUGCUUUCUUGUUGCAAACCAGCGUGUCAUCAUUAAUCUGAUCGACUCUAGAAGGUGAACAAUUGGCAAGCUUCUAGCACCGGACAAAGCUCUGUUUAUGGAUUCAGCUAUGUUACUUGUAAGGAGGUUAUAUCUAUCACCUUUAAAAUGAGCUCGUGCCCACUUACGUACAUCAGCACGUUCCAGAUAUGCAUGCAAAGCUGGGUUUAACUCUUUGAUUGUCUCGAAGGUUGCUUGAAAAUCAGUUAACCUAAAAGAGUUUGCAGCUUUUUUGACCAAUCCAAACAAAUCACGCCCUCUGUAUCGUAACGAGAUGUUUUUAUAUAAGUGGUACGUGCAAAUUCCCCUGCUUGCCAAUGGAUAGACCACUGCAAUAGCUUUCCCUAUUGACUGGUGCCUGUCAGAGAUUAAUGCCAAUCCUUCAUCAUCGGGGAUCACACGGCUGAGUUGGCGGAAAAACCAUGUCCAUGAUUCAUCAUUCUCUGUGUCAACCACAGCAAACGCAAUUGGAAAGAUUUGAAAAUUACCAUCCUGGGAGGUUGCAAUCAGAAGCGUUCCUUUGUAUUUCCCUUGCAAAAAUGUUCCAUCAACCACGACAACCUUCCUCAUAUAUGGAAAUCCAGCAAUGCUAGCGCCGAAUGCAAGGAAUAAGUACUUAAAUCUGUUGUUUGUAUCAACUUCCAGUCGAGUUAAAUCCCUGGAUUUGACAUUCUAAUCAUGUGCAGGUAAGUAGGUAAUUCCUCAUAUCCACUCUCUGCUGAACCCAUUACGAGAUCUCUAGCAACUAUAAGUGUACGAUGAGAUUUCCAGUAAUCCAUCUGCAAUAAACAAUAAACAAUAAACAAUAACCCAUUUAAAAGGAAGUAAAGGCUGGAGAAGAGACUAUAUUUGAAGCACAAGUUUAUUCAACCUUGAUUCCGAAGCUCAUGUUCAUAGCACUAGAAACAUGACGUGGCAAAAUUGAUGGAUCAACCCCACCAAUAUAGUCUUUGUACAAGAGUCCAAGAAUCUCAGGAGUAGCUUGUCGGGAACGAGAUGAGCGUUCUGUUAUGGAGCAGGUAUGUUCAUCUACAAAUACUCGGACUGUAAACUUGAAAGAGUUACCUACUGGCGUAGCUCUUAGCUUCGAUGUACAUCCUUUUAGCCAACAUUUUACAAAGAGCAGUGUUCGCGUUGAUGCAAUGACAUCAAAAUCAAACUUGUGGACAACUGAACAUAUCUUCAGACGUGUCUCCAAUGCAUCUUUUGAAUCGUAACUCUGCCCCACGUCAAAUUUGAAUGAGCGCAAAUCGGACAUACUCAUUGGAGAGUCUCUUUCUUCUGUCUUUCUUGCAUAAAUCAGCUUUGUAGACGAUCCAUGAACCUCUUCUACAUGGUUUGGUUGAAGCCUAUGUAGUAAAGUUUUCAUCAUCAGAUGUUGCUCCAUCAGAAUCAUCGCAGUAAUCGAAUCGAUCACCCUCUUCGUCCGUAUCUUCUUCGUCUUCAGACAACGAGUCAUCUCCAUGUAUGGGUUGUUUCUGAUCUUCACCAGCUCCUUCUCCAACAAUUUUUUUCAAUUUAAACUCCACACAUAGCCGAACGUUCUCGACUUUGCAAACACCCAAGAAUGCAUGAAACUGCCUAUCGUUUCCUAUUUUCAUAGGUGGUGUAUUGAUGCUUUGAUUGUGUAGAUUCUGCUUCGGAAAAAGGUACCUCAGUUCCAAGUCGUUUUCUGCAAAAUCAACUCCAUAAUCCUCAAAUAUGAUUUUCACAAAGUCCUCAAAUCGAGUGUCAUCAUUCGCAGAAACUAUUAUGCUACCUUGAUCAUUGUCUACUUCAAAUAACCACUUAGUUUUCUCAACUUUCCACUUCCCAGAGACGAGAAUCAUGUGAUCCAUUAUUCUCCUAUCAAUAUGAAUUAAAAGAUACCGUUGUAGAUCCCCAUGAAAGUGGAUCCAAAAUUUAUGAAUCAGAGGUAACAAGAAGAAGAAGACGACAGAGAACGUAUAACCUAAUUGGAAACGUGGUGUAAUCUGAUUCUUAACUUAAACCAACUUUUAAAAUUGUUUUAACCGGAGGUUUAACUUAAUUUAAACCGAAAACAAAUUGAUUCCAACCAAAAUUAAAAAUUCAUUUAAACCAAAAAUAAUCUAAACUGAACCAAGUUAUACCAAACCGAAAUGUUAGUGAAUUUAACCAGAAAUUCGAGUGGAUAAGUCUGCUACAAUAAGUGUGUCUUAAUCUGGUAAUUAAAAUUUGAUUUAAAAGUCUGCCGUCAAAGAUGGCAAUUUUAAAAAUCUGCCACCAAAUGAAUAUAAAAGUCAACCAGAAAUUUAAAUCGGAUAGACAUAUCUUUCAUAAAAAUUUAUGUCUAUUACUCUUAAAAAGUCGGUUGAAGGUAAUUUUAAAUCGGUCUAAAAAAUCUAACUGAUACGAUAUAAAACUGCCAAUUUUAAAAAAUCUGUCACUUCAUUCGAUAGACUAAAACAGAUAAAUCUAUUGACGACAUUAAAUCGGACAUAUAAAUCAGCCAUCUUUAAAAAAUCUGCUGUAGCUUAAAAGUCUGCUACCAGAUACACGCCAGAUAUAAAUUUAACAGCAGGUUUACGUAACAGAUUUAUAUCACAAUAGAUUUGUUUUUUUUGUCAAAUAAAUCUGCCGACGAUUUUUUUUUCAAAAUUUAAAUGGCAAUUUUGUAAUAUACCUUUCUGCUCACAACUGUAAAAAAAGACAUUUUCGGCCAUAAAAAUAUUUUAGUAAUUUUGAACUUUUAAGAUUUAUUCUAGUAAUAACUCAAGUAAUUCGACUUGUUUUAGUAAACUUCCCUAUGUUUAUAUCCCCUAAUAUCGACUCGACGAUGUUUAUAAUCAAACGAAUCUCCCUGCAGUGCAGACCGGCGAACUGAGGGGUUUCUUUCAUCCUCUAGAAAAUCUGCGUGGUCUUUUGCCGGAGAACUAAAGGUGGUUUCUUCCUCGGACGGAAGGUAAUUUCAAUCGCUCAUCUCUGUUUAGAGUUUUUAAAUCCAUGGAGAUCACUUUCGGCUAACUUUGCGAUUGCUGAUUUACAUGUUAAAUCUCAGACUUAGGCAUUAGACAUGGACGGUGAAACCGCUGUGAACGAGAAUCAAAGGGACUCGGAUAGUUUAAGCAAUCUGCCUGAUUCCUUGCUGUGCAAGAUACUCUCUGACAUCCCCACCAAGGAAUCAGUUUGCACCAGCGUUUUGUCUAAACGAUGGAGAAAUCUCUGGUUAGAUGUUCCAGCACUGGACUUAAAUUCCAGAGAAUUCCUAGAUCAACAUGUCUUUGUGAGUUUCAUGGAUAGGUUUGUGUGUUCUGAAGAUAAGCAACACUUGGAGAUAUUCAACCUGAAAUAUCAGGUGUUCUAUCAUGAUACAUCUCGUUUUAAGUCUUGGACCAGGAGUAGGGUUCGUCAUCUUGAUGCAUCUCUUUUGAAGUCUUGGAUCGAUGCUGUGGCCAGGAGUUGGGUUCGUCAUCUUGAUACAUCUCCUUUUAAGUCUUGGAUCGAUGCUGUGUCCAGGCGUAGGGUUCGUCAUCUUGAUGUUCGUAAUGAGUUGUGGUAUGAUGGGAUAGCUAAGAUGCCUCCGUCUCUCUAUUCGUGUGAGAGAUUGGUGAACUUAGAUCUCUACCGCGUGUCCUUGGAUCAUCCUGAAUCUGUAUCAUUGCCUUGUGUUAAGAUUAUGCAUCUAGAGAUGGUCAGGUACGAUGACGAUUCGACUCUGGAAACUUUGAUAUCGAGCUGUCCUCUUCUCGAGGAGUUAACCAUAUCCCGCGAUCCUUACAAUGAUUCUCUGGUGGCUGUGCGUGUGCAUUCCCAUUCGCUGAAAAGCUUCAAAAUAGUUUGUGAGCGUUGGGUAAGUGACGGUCAUGUUGUUGAAAUUGAUGCUCGAAGACUUGAGCGUAUGACUCUCAGUGAUCACAUCUCUGAGAACUUCAUAAUACACAGUAUUGGUCCCUCUGCAAAGGUACACAUUGAUGUUCUCUUUGGUGAGGAAAAUGGUGAGCCGCUGGAGACAGUUGAUUCUUCCAAGAUUACUAUGCUCGGUAAAUUUCUCACCGGGUUAUCGACAGUUAGCGAAAUGAUCAUCUCUGCUGCUACUCUGAAUGUUAUCCAUGGUUACUGUGAAAUGGAACAGCUACCUCAGUUCUCCAACUUGUCUUACUUGCAUGCUUACUUUCAUGAAACUUCGUGGAAGAUGUUGCCAACCUUCCUCAAGAGUUGCCCAAAUCUACAUUCCGUCUUCCUGGAAUAUGAACUUCUUUCAGACACGGAGCAGGUUGAUCUUUCAUCAGUGCCACAAUGUUUCCAGUCAUCUCUUGAGUUUGUUCGUUUAAAGACACAUGGUGGUUUACUCAGGGGAACAUCAAGUAAGAUGAAAUUAGCAAAGUACUUCCUAGAGAAUGCUGCAGCUCUCAGGAAACUGACUUUAAGUUCGAGCUUUUGUAACAUCAUCGACGAGAUCAAAUCGAUUCCAAGAAGCUCUACAGGGUGUGAAGUUGUCAUGAAAGAUUAGUUGAGCCACAGCUUUGUGUGUUUACGGUAUUGCCCUCGUCGUGCUUUAUUAAAGUUCACAUUUUUCUUUCUUUAUUUCGUGAUGUACGUUGUUUAUCCUUUCGUUUUUUUUUGUAACAGGCUUAUUAUCUUUUCGUUUUUCAAGUUGGAGGAAUAUACUCCUGACUCGUAUUUUGGUCACGGGUGUUAUUCAUUUUAGGUUUCUGUAUUUCUCUUUCAAAAAUAUUUAAAACUACACAAAAUCUUUAAUCCUAUCAAAAUCCAAUAACUAAAAUUAAAAUCACAAAGUUAAAUUCAAAUCCAUGAUUCCAUAAGUCUCUUUCUUGAGAACUGUCCAAAUCUAAAAUAUUUUGUCUAGUAUUUAUAUUUUUAUACUCUGAAGUAUUUUUGAAAAAAAAAAUUAUUCAGUUAAGUUUUUUAACAUUUUAAAUUUAACUUACAAACCAUUAGGAAUAUCACUUUCUGUCUAAAAUAAAGUGACAGAGUGGGUGAAAAACAUUACAAUUAAAGGAUUGUAAUUUGAUCCACAGUCAGCCGUAUAAGCUAAGGUUGAUCUGUUAAGUUCGUGUACUUUCGUAGAGUCUGUCUGGUGACCAUUUUGGAAACAAGAAGAACAAAUAGAAAAGUAACGUAGAAGAAUAAAAUUGCAAGAACGAAAAUGAAUGAUUGUUCCAUUUCAUAUUUAAUAAGGAAUAAUUUUGUUCUUUAUUUUUCUAAAAAAGAAAAAAAGUAAGGACCGAGAAAGAAAAAUUAUUCGUAAUGGUGAUUUUUUUCGUUAUGGUUUUACCCAAGACGAUGAAUGCUACGUGAACGACGUAUAAUAAAAUAAUCACUGUAUUAAACAAAGGCUGUAAUAAAUGCGGCUUAUCAAUUAGAGCAUGAUUAUUGCAAAGACCCAUAUUAGGGGUUCUUAUUAUUUUUUUUAAUGCUUUUAAGUACAAAAAAUGACUUAAGAGACAAAUUUAAGAAACCCCAAUAUUUAAUUGCUCCAUUGCAAGGUUCUUACAACAUUACUUUCACUCUUCUUGACCUGCAAAUUACGAGAACAACAUUCUUACUUGAUCUUCUUUAGCCAAUGUUGUUCCAAUGUCAAAGACGACGAAACAGAAACAAGAAAACCUCAAUAAAAUGAAUCAAUAACCAGAACUUGAAACAUGAAACAAGACAACAAGGUCUUCCCAGCAACAACAACAAAACGCGCCGUUUUGCUCUGGAGAAAAAACAGACGACUAGGGUUUUGAGAUUCGCAGUUUCGGCAUGGCUUCGCCGGCGCCGAUAGCGGUGGUUCCGAUAGGAGAUGUGGGUGUUCUGGCUUCCCAAGGAAAGGCUCCGGUCUCUUCAAAGGUGGCAACGGUUUCAGGGUCGGGUUUGGGAGGGAUGAAAGGCUCGUGGGUUGGAGCGGUUCAGGGUCAGAAAAUUCUGAAGAAAUACGAUGUUGAGGUAACGAUGAAGGAUGGUGUUGGUUCGAUCUUGGUGCCGGAGGAGAUUACGAAAGAUGUCGCUCCUUUAUGGGAGGAUUUUCUGGUUGGAAAGUUUCUCGACACCGCGCCGCACAUCGCUAAAAUUCACGCUAUUGUCAACAAGAUCUGGGCUCUGAAUGACAAGGCAAAAAUGAUUGAUGUUUUUGAAGUGGAUGCAGCUACGAUGAAGUUCAGGAUUAUGAAUCAGGCAGACAGAAAUAGGAUUCUCCGGAGAGGCAUGUGGAACCUCGCGGGCGUUCCGGUGAUUAUGACAAAGUGGUAGCCGGUGGCAGAGAGGGAAAAGGCUCCGGCGCAAUCAAUCCCAAUGUGGGUACAUCUGAAAAAUGUGCCUUUGAACUUGUUCUCCUGGCAAAGACUUAGCUUCGUCGCCAGUCCUGUUGGUAGCCCGGUGAGGCUUCACCCGGAAACAGCUCAGUGUUUGAACCUGGAGGUAGCGAAGAUCUUUGUGAAAGCUGAUCUCACUAAGGACUUGCCACGAAAGAUGAACUUUAACGUUCAGGGCCAAGACAUUUUGGUGGAGUACAUCUACCCGUGGUUGCCAGCAAAGUGUCUAAGUUGUGGGAAGUGCGGUCACAAAGUGUGCCCA